AUGGAAACGGAGAGCAUGGACCAUGACCCCCUCCAGGGCCACGUGGAUCAGGAUGAAGACGCUAUUGAGCGAUCGUUGGAGUUAUUGCGAGCGGACCUUUCUGAGCAACAUAUUCCUGUGGACGUAGCCAUGAUGGAAGUGGAACAAACGUUGCCAAAUCAAGACAACGAUGUACGAGAAGCGAAUGAACCAGACGAAAAAGAGGAAGAAAUACUUCGAAUCGAAGGAGAUAUUUCGGAUGAAGUCAAACCUCCCACGAAACCAAGCUACCGAGUCCAGGUUGUGGUUCCAGAGAUCUCUUUAGAAGAGCGCGCCCAAUACUCCUUUGCGCACAGCCAUAUUGUCGAAUCCGUGCUGGGCGAGGCCGUUCACGAUACUGUCGAAUACCGGGUCGAGUUCACAGAUGGAAGAGAAGAGUUGAUAUCAUUCACACAACUUGUCGCUCUCGACAACGGAAGAGCUGCCCUAGCCCGGUUCAACCAAGGCUUAGGGCCGCUAGAUUUCGAAAUCAUGGCUGGCACACGGAAGCGAAAGUAUGCGCCCGAAGACGACUGGGAUUCUGAACAUGAGUCUGUCAUCUCAGAUCAGAUGGAUAUCGACGAUGAAGAAGACGAAGAACCCUUCGGAACAAAACGCAUGCGCCACUCACGCCUUCGCUCCAGGGAGAACACCAAGCACCUCUCCCGCAGUCCUUCUAAAACUGACGAAGAUGAGCUCGAUGAUCUUGAGCCAGAGCCAGAGCGCCCCACCAGAUCCCUUAGAGUUCGCCAGGCCAGACAAUCGACUAGCGCAUCCUUUAAGAACAGAUUUGGUAGUCAAGAUCAGGAUGAGCUCCUUGGAGAUGUUCCCCCAGCGUCGGAGGAAGAAGAUGACGAUUUUAUGCCCAUCGUUGUUUCUGACAUCAAUCCGAAAAAGGGGCGGCCCAACAAGGCACUUCAACGAUUACGACGACUACAAACAAAGAGUAUGCGACAGAAGGCUCUAUCGCAGAGACCCUCACGCCACAAGUCUAAUGACUCUGACAUUGAAUUUGAAGCUCCUCGGCGUUCUUCUAGAGCGACGCGGAAUACUUUGAACAUGCAAGAUGACGAUUUGAUGGACGACGAAUCUCUCUAUACUGUCGAUGACAGAACCCCCGGCGCCCCAAAGAUCGUGUCUGUGAGAGAAAUCUUUCAGCCGCUGUCUGCUGAAUCAGAAUUCGCUACGAUGCACAUGGAUACUUGCCAAAGUUGCGGCGGCUCACGCCAUCGGGGCCAAAUGAUUUACUGUCAGGGCUGCACGCUCUCAUUUCACAGGUCCUGCAUCGGUCCUCGCAGCACUCGUGAGCACAUGGUGACAAAGGUUGGCGAGGAUAGCUUUGUCUUGCAGUGCAAAUUCUGCAUAAAGGUCCCCAGCAAGAAGGACAACAACGCUCCCAAGCACGAUAUGUGUCAGGCAUGUAAAGCUCCUGGUAGUAGCUGCGCUCCCUUUUCCAAGAAGAAAACAUCCCGGCAGGAAGAGAAGCUUCGCGAGGAAAAUGAUGGCGUUGAUCCAGUCACUCCUGUCUCCCCGAAGCUCAUUAACAACGCUGGGCACGUCCUUUUCAGAUGUGUCGAAUGUCGCAGAGGUUGGCACGUCGAGCAUCUUCCUGGCGCUAGAAGCGGUACCAUCGGGACAGAUCUCAAGUCUGAGCGCCUCAAAGAUCAUUCUGUUGAUUGGCGUUGUAAAGAAUGCGCUACUAGCCGCCACAAGAUACAUCGGCUUGUUGCAUGGCGACCGGCACGAAAGGACCUUGCGAAACAGGUUCCUCGACCUACGUAUGACCAGGUUCGAGAGGAUGACAAGGAGUACUUGGUCAAAUGGGACAGUCGGUCGUAUGCCCACUGUGUUUGGAAAUCUGGUGCUUGGGUCUAUGGCAAGGCAGCUGCUAAGAUGCGUAUAGCAUUCAGCAAGAGAGACGCCGCCGAAGAUCUCCUCAAGCUAAACGAACAAGACGCCAUUCCGGGCGAGUUUCUCAUGCCCGACAUUAUAUUCAAUGUCAAAGCGGACCCAUCUGUACGAAAAGGAACACGAGAGCAAGAGAUGAAUAACCUGGCCCAUGUCACAAAGAUCUUUGUCAAGUUCCAGGGCCUAGGUUACGAUGAUGUUGUAUGGGACUCGCCACCAACAGACGAAGACGGCGAGAUAUAUGCCUCUUUUGCUGAAGCAUACUAUGAAUACGUCGAGGGCAAGUACUUCAGCAGUGAAAGUCAGAACAAGAUCAAAGAACGAGUCAAGGCUUUCAAGGCCGCACCGUUCGAGGAAAUCAACACGCAACCUGCUGGUCUGACUCGGGGAAAGCUCAUGGGCUAUCAAAUUGAAGGAGUCAAUUGGCUGCUUGGUAACUACCACUCGGGGCGCAGUGUUGUUCUCGCCGACGAGAUGGGACUGGGAAAGACGGUCCAAGUGGUAGGUCUUGUGACCUCACUUGUCCAAGACAGCCCAAAGUGCUGGCCUUUUCUGAUUGUCGUCCCCAACGCCACAUGCCCCAACUGGCGCCGUGAGUUCAAGCAAUGGGUACCAGAGCUGCGGGUUGUUGCCUACCAUGGUGGACGAGAACCGCAGGCACUGGCCUAUAAGUAUGAGCUGUUUCCCAACGGGUCCACAGACAUGAAAGCCCAUGUCGUGAUCAUGUCAUAUGAUUCGGCUCAAGACCCCGCAACAAAAAACCUAUUCAAGUCAAUCAACUGGGCAGGUCUUGUGGUUGAUGAGGGCCAACGCCUGAAGAACGACCAGAACCUUCUGUAUGGUGCUCUACGCUCCAUGCGCAUCCCCUUCAGACUCCUUCUCACAGGAACGCCGUUGCAGAACAACAAGCGAGAGCUGUUCAACCUGCUACAGUUUAUCGAUGACAAGCAAAACGCCGCGGAGCUUGAUGAGGAGUAUGAAGUACUCGACAAGGAGACGCUUCCCAAACUACACAACAAGAUCCGGCCUUAUUUUCUGCGCCGAACCAAGGCCGGUGUGCUCAAGUUCUUGCCACCCAUGACUCAAAUCAUCUUGCCAGUCACAAUGACCGUGAUUCAGGAGAAGCUCUCUAAGAGCAUUAUGGCAAAGAACCCAGAGCUGAUCAAGGCCAUGUUCUCCAACAGCAAGAUGAACAAAAAAGAGCGUGGGUCUCUCAACAAUAUCUUGAUGCAACUGAGAAAGUGUCUUUGCCAUCCUUUCAUGUACUCCGAAGCUAUUGAGGAGCGUCACCAUGAUCCCACAGUGCUCCAGCGCAACCUCGUGGAGGCGUCUGCCAAGCUCCUCCUCCUACAAGUCAUGCUUCCGAAACUUCAGGAAAGAGGUCAUCGUGUUUUGAUCUUCAGCCAGUUCCUACAGCAGCUGGAUAUUAUUGAAGAUUUCCUCAGUGGCCUGGGUUACGAUUACCGCCGUCUCGAUGGUAGUAUCGGUAGUUUGGAGAAGCAGCGACGAAUCGACGCCUUCAAUGCCCCUGAAUCGCCCGUCUUUGCAUUCUUGCUCUCCACAAGAGCCGGUGGUGUUGGUAUCAACCUUGCUACUGCAGACACAGUAAUCAUCCUUGAUCCCGACUUUAACCCGCACCAAGAUAUCCAGGCUUUGUCCCGUGCGCAUCGUAUCGGACAGAAGAAGAAGGUUCUCUGCUUCCAGCUCAUGACAAUAGAUUCAGUAGAGGAAAGAAUCAUGCAGAUUGGUAAGAAGAAGAUGGCGUUGGAUCAUGCUCUGAUCGAGAGCAUGGACGACGAUGAACUGGCUGGUGAUGAUCUCGAGUCAAUCCUGAAACACGGCGCUCAAGCGCUCUUCAAUGACGACUACGAGAAGAAGUCUAUUCAUUAUGACUCUGCUGCUGUUGAUGCACUUCUAGAUCGAACAGUCGAAAACGAAACCAAAGCCGAUGACGGGACCUCAUUUUCUUAUGCCAAGGUAUGGUCCAACGACAAGUCUGGCUUUGAGGCCGGUCUUGCUACAGAAGAGAUGGCCGAACCAGAAGCCAUCAACUCGAGCGUAUGGGACCGUAUUUUAGCUCAGCGAGAGGCAGAGGCACAGCGACAGGCCGAAGCAAAUCAAGAGGUCCUUGGUCGCGGCAACAGACGCCGUCAAGCCAUCAACUACAAAACCGAAGCUGCAAUUAACCCCGUGCCUGGUGACCCCGAGGCGGACUCUGCAGAUUCGUCAGACGACUUUGCUGGAGGUGACUCAGGAGACGAAUCUGAGGAGGAUGCAUCAGUGCCAAAAGGCGCCGAAACGGACGCUAUCCUCGAGCUCGAAAACCCCAAAGCCCGCGGCAAAAAAGGGCAGCAACUCCACAGCCAGCAAGUCCAAAACGCCAACAAGCCCCGUAAAGAAACAGCAACCGGGCAACAACGGCAAAGGGAAUGGUCAACGUGGAAAAACGGCGGUCCCCAAAACACCAACCAGCAAGGCUACGGCCAAGAAAACCGCAUUACCAUCCCCUCGCAAAACCCCUACCAACAAAAAGGUGGCCAAGUGAUUCCCGGAGGCUCUACCGAUUCGGCGAGGUACACAAUGGGUAACCACGCCUACCAGGGCUACAAUGCACCCCCUGUACCACAUCAACGUGUGGUUGUCACGCAGAGCCAUCCUCCCCCUCCUGACCAAAUAGUCAACUUUAGAAGUGACAGGCUUUACUCAGAAGCUGAAGUCAGGCUGGCACUUGACUACGUCCAACAUUCAAAUUCCGAUACAUGCACUAAACAAAAGCAUAGGGCUCUUUUAAUGGACCGAUUAAGGUCAUUGACCCCAGAGAGCGCAGUACAGCAUACAUAA
Molecule: messenger RNA, 4767 nt
Organism: Fusarium graminearum PH-1
Lineage: Eukaryota; Fungi; Ascomycota; Sordariomycetes; Hypocreales; Nectriaceae
Exons: 5
Coding region: 1-4767 (1588 amino acids)
Biological process (GO): negative regulation of transcription by RNA polymerase II; chromatin remodeling
Cellular component (GO): chromatin; nucleus
Molecular function (GO): DNA binding; ATP binding; chromatin binding
Source: RefSeq, a predicted model, not a curated record